This is a messenger RNA of Endocarpon pusillum Z07020, 618 nucleotides long. RefSeq lists its product as uncharacterized. The transcript is spliced from 6 exons. NCBI's taxonomy places the organism in Eukaryota, Fungi, Ascomycota, Eurotiomycetes, Verrucariales, Verrucariaceae. Gene Ontology annotation, molecular function: monooxygenase activity; oxidoreductase activity, acting on paired donors, with incorporation or reduction of molecular oxygen; heme binding. The coding region runs from base 1 to 618 and encodes 205 amino acids. The record is from RefSeq and is a predicted model, not a curated record.
AUGGCACUCAACGGCAUCUCGCUCGAAUCUAACGAGUCAGGCUAUCUCGUUCGCAUCGCACCCAACGAGGUGGCCUGGUCCGAUCCCGAAGCUGUCAGCACUAUAUACCGCACUAAGACCAUUUUCACCAAGACCGAUUACUACGAUGCUUGGGCCUCACCGAACAAAAGAGACGUAGGUCAUUUCCCUGCGCGCCACGAAAAAGAGCAUUCCGAGCGCCGGCGCAUCGUCAACAAUAUCUACUCGGUGUCCAGCAUUCUUGAAUCCGAAGAGGCUACAGACUCGUGCACACAACUCUUUUACGCCACCAUACGCGACUUCACAAAGCAGAGUCCGGUGGUUGAUCUGUGUCUACGGAUCAAUAUGUAUGCCUUUGACGUACUUGGUGAGCUCUUCUACGGCAAGAUGUUUGGCUUUAUGAGCGAGUGCACAGAUAUCGAUUGUACCCUGUAUCUACAAAGCUUGUUCUCGCCAUCAGUUCGCGGGACCUUGGGAGCUGUCAAGCACAUUGAAAACGCCUCCGAAGCCGCCGUGAAAAGGCGCAAGCAGGAGAUUGAAGAGCAUAAGGACGAUAAGAGCGAUAUGCUUCGGAAAAUGCUCGAGAUUAAUGCCGACUGA